ACGUGUUGUAGUUGAGUAACAUAAAUCUACCGGUGGAUUCCAGACGAGUUUGCGCGGAAAUUUAGAAAAAAUGGAUCCUAAUUCAUUAACAAAAGAGAAACUGAGGCAAGAAUUGAAGCUGAAUGACAUAGAACUUCCAGGACCGGACGCUAAAAAGGAUGUCUACGUGGAAUUGUACCGCAAGCAUCUGUUGAAAACGGUGCAGGACUCGCCGUUAACCGAGUUUUCGAGCGAUGAGGAGUUCGAAAUCGUCAAUCAGAAACUGAAGAUCAAUAAAUCUCCCAGGAAGAACUUGGACAGUCCACGAAAAAGCAAAGGCACUCCCAGAAAGAAGGUCAAGGAACCAGAGCCAGCCACCCCAGAGAAAAUGGACAUCAGCAGCCUUUCGGAUGAGGAACUUAUGGAGAAGUUGAAAGAGCUUGGGUACUCGCCAGGACCAAUUGUUGAGAGCACCAGAGCUGUAUAUGAAAGAAAACUACAGAAUCUGCUUGACUUUGGUCCUGCAGGGGAAAGAGUAGGGAACGGGGAGGACCAAUUCAGUGCUGAUAGCUCACAAGAGGAAGAUACUGAAGAAGAACCAGAACCAAUAAGGACGAGGUCAGAUGAUGUACGUAGAAGGGCAAAACAAAGCACAGACUCCCCGGCCAAAGCACGGCCACCCUCGCCACGGAAGAGAGUGAGGGACACAGGCUACAGGUCAGCACCAGCUCCAGCUGCUGAUGUGGCUCCUCCUGCCACCUCUGGUGCUGCCCCCACACAGAAGAAACGCAGCCUGUCUCUGGUGGUGCAGGUCCUGAUUUUCGUGGUCAUUGCUGUUUUCGUCUUCCUGGUACUGCAGAAUAUGGAGCCGGCUGGGAAAUCUAAAGUUCCCAAGAUUAAGAGUUCAUAAGAAUCUGUAUGAAGAUGUUGGAGACUGAAGUGAAGUAAAUGCCAUAAAGAUAAUAUCUUUGCAUUGGGCUUUCUCAAAGACUGUAGUAACAUUUGACAUCUCUGUGUGUUCUUAAUGAGCAAAGCCUUACUGAUCAAAUGAAUGGUUUUUAGUGCCAUUGGGCAUAGGUUGAGAUCUUAUACCCCCUUUACACUGGACGGCGUCCUUUCUGCGACCAUGAAAUUUGGCAUCGCUGUGGUCUCAAUAAGGAG
Molecule: messenger RNA, 1140 nt
Organism: Lingula anatina
Lineage: Eukaryota; Metazoa; Brachiopoda; Lingulata; Lingulida; Lingulidae
Molecular function (GO): DNA binding
Source: RefSeq, a predicted model, not a curated record